This is a messenger RNA of Nezara viridula (southern green stink bug), 297 nucleotides long. The record is from the annotation of a GenBank genome assembly. Lineage: Eukaryota; Metazoa; Arthropoda; Insecta; Hemiptera; Pentatomidae.
AUGUUCUCUCCAAAAUUAAAUCCUGGAUAUGCUAGGCAGUACAGGGAGCCGGUGAGCGAGGUGUGCCUGGGCUGCAUCUGCGAGGCGAGCUCCAACUGCGACCGGUCGCUGGGCUGCGAAGGAGGCCUCUGCGGCCUCUUCAAGAUGACACACGCCUACUGGGUCGACGCCAACAAGCCCACCAUCCCCCUCGACAACCCCAACGACGAAGGAGCUUACCAAAGGUGCUCGAUUGACCCAGUAUGUGCUGCUGAAACCGUCAAGAACUAUAUGGGCAGGUUCGCCCAGGUAAGAUGA